Messenger RNA from Solanum verrucosum, 2267 nucleotides. RefSeq lists its product as uncharacterized. The record is from RefSeq and is a predicted model, not a curated record. NCBI's taxonomy places the organism in Eukaryota, Viridiplantae, Streptophyta, Magnoliopsida, Solanales, Solanaceae. The transcript is spliced from 2 exons. The coding region runs from base 214 to 2133 and encodes 639 amino acids.
UUAUUAAACAGAUUUCUACCGAGAGACAUGAUCUGCUAUUCUCUUUUGGUAUCUUCUGUCAUCAGUUUCUAAUCCUGAAACCCGCUUUGGUCUUAUUUACCAUAUAAGAGCAUUAGACAACCCUUGAUGCCCCUCUACAAGAUUAGAUAAAAUGGAUCGAGCUGACACAUCAGGGUUUGUGAGUGGAGGAGGUCAACAUUUUCCUAGUGUAGUAUGAUCACAUCCAUUGAUCCUAAUAAGAACAAUAUGUACCGUGUUCCAGAUGUUGAGCUCGCAAGGAGUGAUACAACAUUAAGAUUAGAUUGCUUUGGUUAUGGAGGAAAUGAGUGUGUCAGAUUUGGAGGUAGUGGAACCAACAGCGGAAGCCAUGUUAUGCAACAAAAUGCUAUUGAUGAUGGGUGUAAAUUGGUCCUUGGUUUGGGGCCAACACCUACAAUAUGUUCGGACGACUGUUAUCCUGGUGGAUCUAAUAAAAAUAAAGGGUUUACAGCCUUGUUGAAUCAGGGGCUAUUAUCUGAGAGUGAUUCUAUCCUCAAACUUGGCCUCUCAAGGAGCACCGGUGAAAUUUCCAAUGCACUUGAUUUUUCGGCAAUCACUCAGAGUACUGCUGGUGCACCUCAUCAUAUAGAUCAGCUGUCUUCGGAUGGUAAAAGGCCAACGAUCCCUAUCCUGGACGAAGGUUCCACAUCAGCCAAGAAGUCUGGUGGGUACAUACCUUCACUUCUUCUGGCUCCAAGAAUUGAGAACAGCCAACUAUCCUUCCAAAAUAAGGAAGUUUCAGAGCUGGGUGCAAAAUCCCAUUUUCAUCUCCCUGAGCUGAGCUCCGAGCCUUCUUGUAUCUCUGACUACUCAAUGAGUAACCUCUCUGAACCAAUGACAAUGGCUACAUCCUCACGCAAGAUGACCAAUCCCAAGAGAUGCAAGUUUCCAGGAUGCUGCAAAGGAGCUCGAGGAGCGACAGGUCUUUGCAUUGGGCAUGGUGGGGGACAGAGAUGCCAGAAACCUGGAUGCAACAAAGGUUCCGAGAGUAGGACUGCAUACUGCAAGGCCCAUGGAGGAGGGAAGAGGUGCGAGCACCUGGGAUGCACUAAAAGUGCAGAAGGUAAGACCGACUACUGCAUAGCACAUGGUGGUGGAAGGCGUUGUAGCUUUCCUGAAGGUUGCACUAGAGCAGCACGUGGCAAGUCAGGCCUUUGCAUCAAGCAUGGUGGAGGAAAGAGGUGCAAUGUGGAAGGAUGCACUCGUAGUGCUGAGGGGAAAGUUGGCUUGUGCAUUUCACAUGGUGGUGGACGCCGUUGCCAAUUCCCUAGUUGUUCAAAAGGUGCACAGGGGAGCACUUUGUUCUGCAAAGCACAUGGUGGUGGAAAGCGUUGCAUCUUUGCUGGCUGCACCAAAGGUGCUGAAGGGAGUACACCUCUUUGCAAAGCACAUGGGGGUGGAAAGCGGUGUCUCUUUGAUGGUGGUGGUAUCUGCCCCAAAAGUGUACAUGGAGGCACAAACUUUUGUGUUGCCCAUGGUGGUGGGAAGAGGUGUUCUGUUCCAGGAUGCACCAAGAGUGCUCGAGGGCGUACUGAUUGUUGUGUUAGGCAUGGAGGAGGGAAGCGCUGCAAGUUUGAAAACUGUGAAAAGAGUGCUCAAGGUAGCACCGACUUUUGCAAGGCUCAUGGUGGUGGUAAGCGUUGCAGCUGGGGAGAGGGGAAAUGCGAGAAGUUUGCUAGGGGCAGAGGAGGGCUAUGUGCUGCUCACAGCAGCUUGUUACAUGGGAGGAAUACGAAUAAAGGAGGCAUGAUUGGACCAGGACUUUUCCAUGGACUGGUCCCUGCUGCCUCUCCUGUAAAGAGCACUUUUGAGAACAAUCGUUCUUCGUCUAUGGUGAGCAUGGUAUCAGAUUCGGUUCAUUCACUCAAUAAGCCAGCUGAACGGCAGCUACUUAUACCACCACAGGUAUUGGUACCCUUGUCAAUGAAGGCCUCACUAACAUGUUCAGAGAAGCUGGAUGACAGAAGCACCAACCUUGGGAUUGGAAGAAGCAACACAAACAACAACUUUGAGUUUGUUGUCCCAGAGGGAAGAGUUCAUGGUGGUGGCCUAAUGACUUUGCUUGGGGGAAACCUGAAAAAUGCAAUAAUGUGAAAGCUGUUCACUCUGCUGUGGGAAGACAAUAAAUUUGUGAUUUCUACUCUCAUGAACUAGUAUUCAGUUUUCUCUUUGGAACUGUGUAUAAAUGUUUGUAUCAGUUUUGUGAGACUCCUCUCUGUUAAAUACUU